AUGCAGCGGGGCCGGCAGGAGGAGGAGGAGGAGGAGCUGGACGAGGAGGAGGAGGAGGAUGGGGAUGGCGGCCUGGAGAGCGCCCUGGAGAAGAGCCCGUUCCAGCUGACGGCCGCCGAUGUGUACGACAUCUCGGCCGUGGUGGGCCGGGACCUGCUGCAGCUCCGCGCCGGGCCCGAGCUCCCCGCCGCCCGCGCGCGGCUGCAGUUCAGGAUCGUGCGGGUGCUGGAGAUGCUGGAGGCGCUGGUGAGCGAGAGCAGCGUGGCCGAGGAGCAGCUGCGGCGGGAGCGGGACAGUCUGCGGCGGGAGCUGGAGCAGCUGCGGGCGGCGGCGGCCCCGGGCAGCGCCCCGCAGGUCAGCCUUGGACCAGAUAAAAUGGUGAUCGACCUCACAGAUCCCAACCGGCCCCGGUUCACGCUCCAGGAGCUCCGAGAUGUGUUGCAAGAGAGAAACCAGCUGAAAGCUCAGCUUCUGGUGGUGCAAGAGGAGCUACAGUGCUAUAAGAGUGGAAUCAUCUCCCAGAGAAAGGACCAAACUGAAGAACUGGAAAAAGAAAGCAGUGGCAGCAGCGCCGGCACCAGCAAGGACAGGGGGGAGAAGACAAUCAUCAAACGGCUGUUUUCUUUUAAACACGGAAAAUGAGCAUCCUCAAGGACUCCUGCUGAGCACGGCCCUGAUGAGGGAGGAGACAAGGGCUGGGAGAAGCAGCACCACUCCCACUGCAGAGAAGGAGCAAUCUCAUCAAAACUGUGUUGUAUAAUAAUCCUUCAGGAUAGUUUUUACUCUGCUUUCUCAGAAACUGUUGAAAACAGACACUUUUUGUAUUUCUUAGAUUCCUGUCAGACAUUUCCCACACGUAGAAAAUAAACCUUUAUACACAGGUGGGGUUUAUUCUUAUUAAAAGAGCCUGUGAUGAUCGGUACAAUAACACAUUUCCCCUGUCCAGCUAUCCAAGCACUCAGCCCAAGUGAUUCUGCAAGAUGAAGGUGAUGUUUAAGAGGCAAUCCCAAGUGGCUGGUUGGGGUUGAGAUGAAGGAGAGUGGAGAGGAGAGCACAGCAAGGGAAGGAGAGCUGCUCUGCCCACAGGAAGGAUGGAGGUGCAGGAAUGCUCAGGCUGGAACAGAUGCAACACCUAAUUUCUGACAGCUGAAGGGCUCCUGGGGAAGGCAGCUGAGUUUUGCACGAGCUCUGUUCUUCCCAUCAGCUGCCACAAGCUGGGUGUUGGCCCCAGGAAUGAGAUUUAGCACCAGUGGAAAGAUUUAGGGCAAAGGAGUGGGAAAGCUUGAAAGACUCCAAUUAGAGUCCCCAUUUAGAAAGGGAGAAUAUCCAGAGCAGAAAAGCCUGAGCAGACAUAAAAGGAGCAGUGACAGGGAUCAAACUCUGAUCUUCCUCUCUUCAGAAGUCUCUGAAGUUUUUUGAUUCCCUCUCACACACUUGGCAGCACGAGCAAUAUAGGCCACUUCCCACAGCUGCUGGGCUGCAGUGGGAGGGUGGCUGAGCAGAAGGCAGAGCUGCAGCCUCCCCUCACAGUCCCAGGGCAUGAGGAGGCACCAGAGAAGGAAGUUACUGCAUUGCCUGAGCACAGGCUCUGUGAUUGAAACUAAAGAAAGAAUCACAAAUUAACACACCUCUGAGGUGAAAAGAGAUGUGCUCUGAACUCCAUCCUCCUGGGGUUUAUCCAGGAAUGUAUUUUCCAGUCUCCUUUAGAAAGAGCAGUUUAGCUCCCAACCCAAGGACACCUUUUCCCUGAGAAGUGCUUUACACCAUAUUAGAAGAUGAAACCUUCCUAACAGGGACAGAGACAAACAUCCAAGUGGCAGUUUCUGUGAGAAAUACACUGAUACCUCAGCUCCUAGGAAAGUCAAGGAUACACAUGCAGUGCAACAUCAGCUUUAUUUCCAUCUGACCCAGUGCUACUCCAUGACCAGUUAAGCCUUUCAGAGAAAACAACUUUGUUUUUACGUAAAACAGGGAGAUCUUUCCCCUUUUUGUUUACACAAGUGAUGCUGAAGAACAGAGGUUUUAAGCUAUUCCACCUGAUAAAGGACAAGUAAAUGUUUAAAUAAAAUAACCCCCAAAGAAUAAUUUGACUCUAAUCUUAAGGGAAGUGCUCUAGUUGAAGGGGAUACUGUACACACUGCUGAGGUCUCUGCUACUGAGACCAGAGGAAAAAAUCCCUGCCAACUCAGCUGAGUUGGCCUUAUCUUACCUGCAGCUCAGCACAGGGAAGGUAACAGGUCUCCAGUUACUUCUUCAGAAAUGUGAACACACCCAGGCUGGCUCUGCCGAGUUUGCCUUGUGUUAAGCAGUAAAUAUCAAGCAUUUCAUCAUAGCUAAUGAUUUUCACAGCUUGCUUUCCAAUGCUCAUCAACUGCAAUGGAGACAGGUAGUAUAGCAGCCACUUCAUCAAUAAUAAAUAUAUUCUUUAUUUUACACAGA
Messenger RNA from Myiozetetes cayanensis, 2439 nucleotides. RefSeq names its product Rab interacting lysosomal protein like 2 (gene RILPL2). Gene Ontology annotation, cellular component: cytoplasm; ciliary basal body. The transcript is spliced from 4 exons. Lineage: Eukaryota; Metazoa; Chordata; Aves; Passeriformes; Tyrannidae. Gene Ontology annotation, molecular function: protein dimerization activity. Gene Ontology annotation, biological process: cilium assembly. Bases 1 to 642 code for a protein of 213 amino acids. The record is from RefSeq and is a predicted model, not a curated record.